UUGAACCUGAUGUCAAUCGUGUGGAAAGUACAGCCCACUACUACAUUUCAGUUUAGGGAAGAGAGCGGCAAGCAAAUAGGCUACAAGAAUGGCUGAAGCCCUUGGCAAGAGAACCUUACCACCACCACAACCACCCGCUGCAGGGAAAAAAUCGCGCUCGGAAUCACAAAUAAAAUCUGAUUAAAAAAAAGGAACAGGACCAGAGUAAAUAUUGGCACUGCUUUCCAUCGCUGGAGACAACUAAUGGACAUGAAAGAAAUGAGGUUCGACUCCGAACUUGCAACAUUUCUUUUGGAUUGGUAUGAAGGACCACUGUCCUCCACUCCCAUGAAAAAACGGGCAGUACUGAGAGAUCUCACUCUAACAAGCAUCGGGUCAAGUGAUUCUGAUAAAGACAAGCAUGCCUCAGAAAAGGCCAGCAAGGGCUCAGCAGGUGUGGAAGAAUUGGCCAGGCUUGAGUGCAGCCUUGGUGAAAUGAGCAUUGGUGAGGAGGAACAUCUGGAUGAAAAAGCCAUCAAUGACUUGAGGAAUAGCACGAUUGACUGGGCAGUUAACCCUCCACCUGUAAAGGCAUCAGAUACUGAUGAUGAGGAGCAGGACCGCUCUGAUGAAGAGUACAUCCCUCCACUUUCUCUUCGGUUGGGUGGAGCUUUACCAAAUGUUCCAAACUUUGAUGCGCUGCCAGUCAUUGGUUUGGAAGAGACUAUACAAGACCUCACUCAGAUUUUGAGUCUGAACCAUCUACAGAUCCUGACAGCUCCACUGCCUUACCAGCUGAUUCAAAUGUGCCAACUGUACAGAAGGCAGAGGACAUUGUUGGUGCCAAGGCAUCGAUUGUGUAUGAUGAUUGCUUGAAGUACCUUGCGGCCUUUGUUACACCACCGGUGAAACGGUGCACAGCAAUAAAUGUGACCGGUGCAACAUGCCAACGCCACCCACCAUUCCUGGUGAACAUCAAAGGGAAAGGCACUGCAAGCAUGUUAGAAUGGAGCUGUGCUGAUGGACACAUUGUGUGGCGAUGGGUUUCACAGCCCUUGAUGAAGUACGGACUCCAUAGACUUUAUGCUGAGCACCAACAUCCUGCUAUCAGGAAACAACUACGCUAAAAUUGCACUGCUAUUUAGAUUUAUGAACAUGGGCAUUUUUGGCCCAAACACUUUUUUCUCCAUCCAAGACACGUACUGUGUCGACUCCAUCAAAAAGUACUGGAUGGAAAAAAGGGCAGAUGUGAUUGCAAGACUUCAGGACAAAGAUGUUGUUGUCCUUGCUGAUGGCAGAAACGACACGCCGGGUCACUGUGCGCAGUACUGUAGUUACACUACAAUGGAAAACGACACAUUGGAGAUCAUCAGUGUAGUCACAAUAGACAAAAGACAAACCGACAGACGGUCUGCCAUUAUGGAGAAGGAGGCCUUCAUCUUGACAAUAGAUCAACUAGUCACUGAAGUUAAACUGGUCGAAAUCUGCACAGAUGCCCACUCACAGAUUGGUGCCCUGAUGGAUCCUGUAAAGGGGAGGUACAAGGACCAUGGGAUUCAUCACAGUUUAGAUAUGUGGCAUGGUGCCAAGAAUUUGGCAAAGAAGAUUGCGGCUGCAGCCCAGGUAAAAGAACUGUCUGUCUUGCUCCUUUGGCUGAAAGAUAUCAUAAAUCACUUCUGGUGGUGCUGCAAAACAGCCGACUCCUAUGAAGAGUUCCUGACACUUUGGGCAGGCCUUUUACAUCAUGUCUGCAACGAGCAUGAGUGGGCUAUGGGCAGCUGUAAACAUGGGCAGCUGGCAGAUUUGGAGAAGCAAUGGAUUCAAAGAGACUCUAAAGCACACAAGGCUCUUGUGGAGAUAAUCCUCAAGAAACGAUGGUUGAAGGAUGUGCACAAAUACCUGUGCUUUCGAUCAACGGCAGACCUCGAAUCCUUUCAAAACCACAUAUUGAUGUAUGCCAGCAAGCGCUUUGCCUUCAGUCCACCGGUGUACGAAGCCCGAGUCCUUCUGGCAGCCCUGGACUACAACUACCAUCGGGACCGACCUACUCAGAAGAGGGCAGAUGGUACAGAGAUGUACAGACGAGUGUACAAGAAGAAUGCGAAACAGUAGUGUCUAUGCACGCAAGACUCCCAAAACCUACAGCUACAUUGGGGAACUACAGACGCUGGUGGUGAGAUGUAGGCUGGAGAGUGGCUCUGGAAUGCCCAGAACAAGAACCCUAAGGCCAGAUGACCCACGAAGGCUUGGUUUACUUCCACCUGUACCACCCCCACCAACGGCAGAGCUUGUACAAAGACAAGUCAGGAGAGGACUAGGUAUGCAAAAAUUAGCUCCUGUGUAGUGUUUGGGUGUGUACAAGCAAACAUACCACUGGUUAGGGAGUUAUAGCUGUAGUUGUAUGAAUGUCCUUCUCUUUCAGAUAGCAAUGCUAAAACUGGCAUAACAUAUGUACCUCAGUGACGUGUAGUAAAUGAAUGCAAAAUAGUAGGAUCUUGUGGAUCCUGACACUGAGUAUGAGUUUGAGGAAGAAAUGUAGUAUCAGGUUUUCCUGUUUGACCAAUCAAUCAAGCAUAAUUACAAAGAAA
Molecule: messenger RNA, 2567 nt
Organism: Alosa sapidissima (American shad)
Lineage: Eukaryota; Metazoa; Chordata; Actinopteri; Clupeiformes; Clupeidae
Exons: 13
Coding region: 1063-2091 (342 amino acids)
Source: RefSeq, a predicted model, not a curated record